UAUAAAGUUUAUGUUGCGCGUUGGUAACCAGCCGCGCUUCGGGACGAUAGGUCGCUGGUUCGAAUUUCAGCUUUCAUUUCGCUUACAGAUCUAACAAAUACACAUAUUACACAUGCAGAAACCCCAUGGCUCAGGACAUGCCCUCCUCUUCACCUAGAAAGUUUAAGUUUACCCCAAAAGCUCCUCCUCCCAGAAAGGCGAAACCCCCCGUACCCAAAACGGAAAGAGGUGUUGAUGAUGAAGAAGCUGCCGAGACCCAGAUUCUCUUACGCCGUUUCAAUGAGGAUCUGAGGAGACAAAGGCCUAAAGUCGAAAAGAACUCUUCAGUGCAAGUUGCAUUUGGUCCUGGAGCUACACCAUCAACUUCCAUAAGGACAUAUGGCAUUUCUCAGGAUGGGAUUAGUGCUAAAAGCAGUCAGUCUGGGUUGGAAGAUUCUUCAGAUAAUGAGCAAGCCUUCUUUUCUUUGCCUUCGACUGCCAAACUUGAAGCAUUGGUGUCUUCUUCAGAUGCCGCUAAUGAUCCAGCUCAGAUGAAGAAAGAAUACAGAGAACCUUGGGAUUAUAACCGCAUCUACUAUCCUACAACUCUUCCUUUAAGACGACCUUACUCUGGAGACCCAGAAAAACUUGAUAAAGCAGAAUUUGGGGAGGCUGGAACUGGUUUGGAGUAUGAUGAAAACACUCUAAAUCCUGCUGUCGAGCUUGGGUUGCUGGAGGAAACUGAGAAAGGAAGGAUGAUUUUUCUCCAACUUCCUCCUAACCUGCCCUUGAUUAAGCGGUCAGCAAGUGCAGCAGGGAAAGAAAAAGUUGACAGUUCAAUAUCAACGGGGAGUGUAUUUGCUUCAGCUGGAGAAAUGGGGAAAGAGAUAGCUGGCAGUUCAACAUUAUUGAGAGGCACAGGUGUUUCAGGAAAGGGCUGCAAGUUGGAAGAGUUAUCAGGGGGAUAUUUGGGCAAAAUGCUGGUUUACAAGAGUGGAGCUGUCAAGUUGAAGCUAGGGGGAGUUCUAUAUGAUGUUUCACCUGGUUCAGAUUGUAUAUUUGCCCAAGAUGUGGUGGCAAUCAAUACCAAUGAGAAACACUGUUGCUGCCUUGGAGACCUCGACAAGAGGGCUGUUAUCACUCCUGAUGUUGAUUUUCUCUUGAAUGAUGUGAUCAAUUUGGGCUAAAUGCUACCUUGGAGGAGAACAUAGGAGAACAUUCAACAUGGUAGGCAACAGUUUGUAUAUUUGGAUGAGCAAGAUUUACUAACAAUGCUGGCCAGCUAGCCUGUAAAAUCUCUUAGUAUAUAUAAAUUGUAAUCAUGGCCUACAUCUUAUUCCUGGUCAAAUUCUGAAAGUACAUUUUUCUGUGAAGCAUGGGAUGCAAUUAGGAAUUCGUAAUGGGCAAGUAAGGUCAUGAGCUUCAUGUGAUGUAUAUGAUGCACAGUUAAGCUCUAAUAUUUCCUUGUCUGAUCA
Messenger RNA from Malania oleifera, 1454 nucleotides. RefSeq names its product DNA-directed RNA polymerase III subunit rpc4-like. Gene Ontology annotation, molecular function: DNA binding. The coding region runs from base 126 to 1166 and encodes 346 amino acids. NCBI's taxonomy places the organism in Eukaryota, Viridiplantae, Streptophyta, Magnoliopsida, Santalales, Ximeniaceae. The record is from RefSeq and is a predicted model, not a curated record. Gene Ontology annotation, biological process: transcription by RNA polymerase III. Gene Ontology annotation, cellular component: RNA polymerase III complex. The transcript is spliced from 10 exons.